CGAAGCUACUCACCCACUGUCAGAUGAGUUCUCGGUCAAGGUAGAAGUGUCGUAAUUUCACAACAUUAGAUUCCCAUCUAAGUUUUUUCGAAACCCCAGUAGUAUUCACCGUCCAGUUUGCUCGUCACACCAGAGACACAUCCGGAAUUCGAGAGAAUCAACUCCACUUAAAUUGUGUGUAUUUGAAUGUGCACUUGCUUGCGUUGGAAGUGGAGAGAUGCAUAGCAAGAAUUUCAGAGCAUUUGAAGAGACAAUUCCUUGUUAGACUCCGCGGAAGUUGUAGUGCUGUGUAGAAUAAUUUGCAAGAGUUGGAAGGAUACGUGCUCCAAGUUUGACGACGUAGUGAACUUCAACGGCCUUUGAAGAAUACAAGGAGGGCUUUUAAGUGCUUCUUUCGUGGAGUGAAAUUCCUCACAGCUUGAAGAAUUGUACAGUUGGGAAGCAUGAGAAAAGCCAUAAAAUAGCAAUAAGCUUAGUUUCCCAAGAUAGGAAUCGAAUCAAGAGGAUCCAUUUCGAUAUGCAGUUCGAUGCGACACCUUCGUCGAUCGUGCAACUGAUUUACUCUGUGGCGCGGUGACAAUGAGGUAACUUCUCAAAUUCUUCGUAUACGACACUGUUUCUCGAACCACACACUUUAAUAGAUCAAAUUAAUGAAAUUGAUUCGAUCGUAAGAGCAGACGUGAUUCUUCAUGGGGACCCUGUGAAUGAGUCACUCAAACUUGGAGCCUAAUCCACUGGCAAACUUGAAGGUCCGGGCAGGGCAGUGUACCCUGGCCUCUAAUCCCUCGCUGCGUAAGUAUUUUGCAUUGACUCUAGCCAAAUUACAUGUGUUCAUAAUAGUUAAGCCAAUUCGGUACAGCAGUAGUUGAAGGGAUGGGUAAAGCCAGUCGCUGUUUGAAUGGGGAAAGAGCAAACGUGGAUGGGAAACGGGAGAUGAAAGACUUUCAAUGUAAGCCCUCUAAAUGCAAAGUGAGAACCACACAAAUAAUAGAGAGAGUCGUGAGAUUCUUUGCUUUACUUUCGUUGCUCGCCCCGUCGGAUUGCACGCAAAUUUUACGAGGUUACAGAGAAGGCAGGAAUCUAUCUGCUCAAGCGAGUCAAUUGAGACAACUUAAGCAAGCCCCGGAUCCCGUAAACACCUACAAUAUUGAGCUGGUAUGCUCAGCCACAAGGUACCCAGCAUCAUGCCUUUCGGCUUUGCUACUCGAUGCACGAUCAGUGAAUGCGCCCCCGCGGCGAUUGGUGGAAAUAUUGACCGCCAUUUCAAUGGAGCAUUCUCUGGCUGCACUUCUAGACGGGCAGACAUUAGCCACUCUUGUACCCACAGCCAACAACGUAAAUCUCACCGCUGUGUCAGCGCAGUGCAUGGAAUUGCUUGACCUCGCAGCCUACCACAUGCAAAACUCUGAGGCAGCAUUCCCCGCAAGGUUGUUUCAGGACAUUCUAGCAUGGCUUAGUGGAGCUUUGCAACAAACCAAUGACUGCUACUAUGCUCUCACACCAUUCCGAUCAUCUACAUCAUCGCUUGCAUUCGUAACCGAGAUGACGGAUCGCUUGAAUACAACUGUGGAGCUCAUCAGCAAUUCAUUGGCGCUCACCGGUUCUAUGGUAUCCUAUGGAUCUGAUGCGACAGGGUGGAAAUCGCCCCCAGAAUCUAGAGUCGAUCAACUGCUCGAACUAAAUGAGACUUCAAACACCGACAUAUCUCCAGGGUGGAUGGGGGUAGCAGACCGAGCUUUUCUUCACGCCCCAUCUCCGCAGGCUGCUCUUGACCUUGGGGAACUGGUUGUGACGGUGGCGCUGGAUUCCAUUUCACCCAGUAUCCAAGCUGCCGUGAAUGACGCGCCUUCUUGGUGCCCCACAAGGUACGUAAUCUAUAUCAAAGCAGGCGUUUACAAUGAGAUCGUGCGCGUACCGAAGGAUAAGAUCAACCUCAUGUUCGUCGGGGAUGGAAGCAAUGCCACCAUCAUAACGGGAAAUCUGCAUGUCCAGACACCCGGAAUCACCACAUGGCUGUCGGCUACCGUUGCCGUAACUGGGGCUGGAUUUAUUGCACGAGGGAUCUCCUUCGAGAACACUGCCGGGCCAGAACAACAUCAAGCAGUGGCAUUGAGAGUGGAGAGUGACAAAUCUGCGUUCCAAGAUUGCGCUAUCCUGGGCCAUCAAGAUUCUUUAUACACCCAUUCAUUGCGGCAGUUUUUCAAAGACUGCACCGUGGCUGGUACGGUGGAUUUCAUUUUCGGAAACUCCGCAGCCAUGUUUCAAACAUGCAACAUCGUUGUCCGCGUCGGUCAAAUGAAUGGGUCUAGCACUCGCCUGCUGACCGCACAGGGAAGGAUUGACCCUGGCCAGAAAACAUCACUGGUAUUUCAGAAUUGUUCCGUUUAUGGGACUCCAGAAUACAACGCCCUACAACGAGCACAACCUACGCAGCACCGUGUGUACUUAGGACGGCCAUGGAAGCAGUACUCGCGCACUGUCUUCAUCUAUACAUACAUGUCUGAGAUUGUGCAGCCACAGGGGUGGUCACCAUGGAAGGGGCAGUUUGCACUUGACACACUCAUGGACGCGGAGUAUGGCAGCUAUGGGCCUGGGGCUGCCAAUGUGAGUCAAAGAAUAGCGUGGUCGACUCAGUUGUCGUUUCAGCAAGCGCAAAGAUUCUCAGCUCAAAGGCUUGUACAAGCUGAUUCCUGGCUGCCGGCGGCUGCGAUAACGUAUUUGCCCCUAGUCUGACCAUCCAGCAGCAGCCAGAUCGAGUUAAGAAACGGAUUCCAUGCAGUACCCUUCUAUACCUGUUAAUACCAUGCUCAUGAUUGCUAGAAAUUGCAGCCUACAUGGUGGUGGUGAGGUUUUACAAAAAUCCCACCAUUUUUUAGGUUAGUAUGGUUCAAUUACAAGCUGUUUACUAACUACGCUAAUGAAUUAUUUAUAUUCACCAAGACAACGUUGCUUGGGGGGUCCAAGCAUCGUUGUAGAACCAAAAAUAGCUUGGCAUCCUGGCACCCCAUCCUUCCACCGAUCCAUGAAUCCAGUUAUGCAGCACAUAAACCCCUCUGCUCAAUGCUGGUUCCAUCACAAUCUCAUGCUACCGGUAACCGUCCACAACUCCAUUUGCGAAGGUCCAUCAGUUCAAGAAGCUGGUCUUCAGUCCACUCGAGCCUGCGUUGUAGCGACCAGCGUCAAAAAAAUGUUGCAGGCCACGGCAGCGUUUUGUUCUCAUUUCCCACUCUAGGACGAGACAUUGAAGUCUUGGCAGAAAACCUUAGAACUAGUUCUCCUACUUUAAUCCAUGCGGAAAACAUCUGGUUCCACUCGCCUCCAUCUUCCACUUCAACUGAUACAACUCCUAAACGAGUCACCUCUAAUUUGAUAGUGGAAUCCUUCUGAAUCCUAAUAUUCAUCCAAGAGAAACCCUUGCCAAAUCAACUCCACAGCAAUGGCCGAUAUUGUGGGCGCAGUAGCUUCCAUCAUCAAGGCCAAUUCCAAUUGCUUGCCGAAUGUGCUAAAAUAUUAUGUAUAUGCACAUAUUCAUCAAAAGUUAAUAGUAGAGCAAUGACCAGAAGCAUUCAUGCACA
Physcomitrium patens is the source of this 3575-nucleotide messenger RNA. RefSeq names its product putative pectinesterase/pectinesterase inhibitor 51. Gene Ontology annotation, biological process: cell wall modification. The record is from RefSeq and is a predicted model, not a curated record. NCBI's taxonomy places the organism in Eukaryota, Viridiplantae, Streptophyta, Bryopsida, Funariales, Funariaceae. Gene Ontology annotation, molecular function: enzyme inhibitor activity; pectinesterase activity.